This is a messenger RNA of Oncorhynchus masou masou (cherry salmon), 2363 nucleotides long. Its product is annotated as F-box only protein 7-like. Lineage: Eukaryota; Metazoa; Chordata; Actinopteri; Salmoniformes; Salmonidae. The coding region runs from base 1172 to 1642 and encodes 156 amino acids. Gene Ontology annotation, molecular function: protein kinase binding. Gene Ontology annotation, biological process: positive regulation of autophagy of mitochondrion. The record is from RefSeq and is a predicted model, not a curated record. The transcript is spliced from 4 exons.
CAGUGGGCAGGUUAGUGUGACUGGACAGGUUAGUGUGACUGACCAGUAGACAGGUUAGUGUGACUGACCAGUGGGCAGGUUAGUGUGACUGGACAGGUUAGUGUGACUGGACAGGUUAGUGUGACUGACCAGUGGGCAGGUUAGUGUGACUGACCAGUGGGCAGGUUAGUGUGACUGACCAGUGGGCAGGUUAGUGUGACUGACCAGUGGGCAGGUUAGCGUGACUGACCAGUGGACAGGUUAGUGUGACUGACCAGUGGACAGGUUAGUGUGACUGACCAGUGGACAGGUUAGUGUGACUGACCAGUGGACAGGUUAGUGUGACUGACCAGUGGACAGGUUAGUGUGACUGACCAGUGGGCAGGUUAGCGUGACUGACCAGUGGACAGGUUAGUGUGACUGACCAGUGGACAGGUUAGUGUGACUGACCAGUGGGCAGGUUAGUGUGACUGACCAGUGGACAGGUUAGUGUGACUGACCAGUGGACAGGUUAGUGUGACUGACCAGUGGGCAGGUUAGUGUGACUGACCAGUGGGCAGGUUAGUGUGACUGACCAGUGGACAGGUUAGUGUGACUGACCAGUGGGCAGGUUAGCGUGACUGACCAGUGGACAGGUUAGUGUGACUGACCAGUGGGCGGGUUAGUGUGACUGGACAGGUUAGUGUGACUGACCAGUGGACAGGUUAGUGUGACUGACCAGUGGGCAGGUUAGUGUGACUGACCAGUGGGCAGGUUAGUGUGACUGACCAGUGGACAGGUUAGUGUGACUGACCAGUGGGCAGGUUACCGUGACUGACCAGUGGACAGGUUAGUGUGACUGACCAGUGGACAGGUUAGUGUGACUGACCAGUGGGCAGGUUAGUGUCUAUUAAUCUACAGCUGUUCUGUUCCAGGUGACCGUGUCUGUUCUGUGUGUUCUGUUCCAGGUGACCGUGUCUGUUCUGUGUGUUCUGUUCCAGGUGACCGUGUCUGUUCUGUUCCAGGUGACAGUGUCUGUUCUGUGUGUUCUGUUCCAGGUGACCGUGUCUGUUCUGUUCCAGGUGACAGUGUCUGUUCUGUGUGUUCUGUUCCAGGUGACAGUGCAGCGGCCGUCUACACAGAGCUGAGGAAGUUGUCCCGGGUCUUCAAAGACCAGCUGGUGUAUCCUCUGAUAGCUUCAGCCAGAGAAGCCAUGGCCCUGCCAGCAGUGUUUGGCCUGCCAGUCCUUCCUCCAGAGCUGUUACUGAGGGUGCUGAGACUGCUGGAUGUCUCCUCUCUCCUGGCCCUCUCCUCGGUCAACAGACACCUCCACCAGACCACCACAGACCCAGCCCUCUGGAGACACCUCUACCCGCAGAGACUUCCGAGACGGCCGGGACCAGAGCAGAGCCAGAGACACUCAGUGGAGAGAGCUUUACAAGAAGAAGUACAAGUGGAGGAGAGAAGCAGCCAGUUACCGCCGCCACAUGCCCCGUUACCACCCUGUCCCCCCACCGCUCUACCCCCUCCACCCCUCCCCAACAACCCCUUCCCCUUCUACCCGCCUGGCAUCAUCGGUGGGGAGUACGACCAGAGACCUGGCAUCCCCGGUGGUAUUCUGCCCCGCCCCGCUACGACCCUAUUGGUCCGCUCCCAGGUCACGAUCCCACAGCAGGAGGGCUGAUUGGACGAAGGGGCUGAGACCUGCUGGGAACCGGCCGGCUGACAUCAGAAGAGGGUUCAUAUGACCUCCCUGACCAGUGACCUCUAGUGGUGGUGCAGGAGUAUGACCACCACACAGAGAAGCUUAAAUAAAACAGAGAUGUUGAAGACUGACUGAUUAGCCUACCUUAAAUAAGGCACCUGAGUGCUAUAGUCACAGAUAAAUGGCGUUGUUCGGUCUAUAAACACUAACCCUCAUCCAGCCUGCUUAUUUUCCCCUAAACCUCAUCCAGGUGUUUUUUAUAAACCCUAUCCUUGACCCAGAAUCAGCUUGAAAUAGCUCAUGUUCUCCUGUGUGUGUUUAGUAAGUGAUGAGGUCAGAUCAUACCGAUCUGCUAUCUUCAUUUGAUCUCUCUGUUGUUGCAGAAAAUGUUGCUGCACAGCAGGAAAUGUAAACUUCUAAAAGUUUUCCAGAGAGAAAGCGGUCAAAUUUAAGAUCGUAGAUCUGUAGGGGUGCCUGGGGGAUUGAGGUGUGGCCGUUUCGAUCUUCCACCAUUCACUAUGAAGACAUUUUGUACUUGUUUCCUCACAGACUAAAAGCUGUAAAUAAAAUGAAAAUGUCAAUUGACUGGUUUUUAGCCGUGGUCAUAUUUGAGCCCUCAGUCUCUCUCUGAAAUCCAGACUAUUCGGGGACGAUUCAAUAGUCAUGUACACUGAAAUAAAAUAUAAACACAACGUGUAAA